Molecule: messenger RNA, 3171 nt
Organism: Varanus komodoensis (Komodo dragon)
Lineage: Eukaryota; Metazoa; Chordata; Lepidosauria; Squamata; Varanidae
Gene: MARCHF10
Product: membrane associated ring-CH-type finger 10
Exons: 13
Coding region: 117-2588 (823 amino acids)
Molecular function (GO): zinc ion binding
Source: RefSeq, a predicted model, not a curated record
CCCCUCCUUUCUAACCGGAACUUGGGAAGUUCUUUCAGCAACUCGGAAACGUUACCCGUUGGGCUGUGAGAGAAAGGCGGGCAGAGAAAAAGGAAAGAUUUUCCUGAAGUGUUGCCAUGUAUGAAGCGAAAGAAAGACAGAAGUUUAUUAAUAAUGCUCAGUACCUGAGAGAAAUGCAACACAAGAUGGAUUCAGAUUAUCAGGCUUGCCUGAGAAAGCAAGAGCAGACUAAAGAGCAGUCUGAGAAAAAGCACUCCAGGCAAGAUUUGAGGAAGACAAGUGUAUCAUCUAUCUCUGCUGUGCAUACUUAUGAAAGACCAUGGAUUUCACAACUUCCUAUUAAUAGACAGACCUCUUCUGAUGAAGCUUCUGGUUGUGAACUGAAAUCUACUGUAAAGUGUGUUGGGAACAAAACAGAAGCUAAAUUUCCUGCCAUUAACAAAGCAUCUGUUAAGCAAAAGCAAAAACCAGCAUUCGGCAGGAAAUCAGAAAAAAAUGGAUUUUGCCCCAAAAAAGAUACUCCAGCUUUUCAGAAGCCAAUUUUAUCAAGGAGACAGCGAAUGAACCAAAGAAGUUUGUUGGAAACCACAGACUCUGAAAAUAUGAGAAGAGGGAGAAAAACGCCAGUGCUGCAUGGAAUAGCAAGGAAUACAAAAGGCUCUGACCCACAAGAUGUCACAGGACAAAGAAGUGGUCCUGCUGUCAAGAAUAAGAAGAAAUAUCAAGAAAGAAAGAACCUUGUCCAAUCCUCUAAAUUAAGCAUAGAUAGAAAAAUCCUCAACAAUGAAAUAACAAAAGGCAAUGUUCUAACCUCAGCUGAACAGUCCCCAACUAAUCCAGUGAAUCCUGCAGUUCAGGAUGCUAAUGGCCCUUCUGUAUCAAGUGAGUUGAACAGUUCAAACCUUCCACCCAUUAAGAAUACUCUUACAAGGCCCAAAAAUGAUGAUUUGUGUACAUUGUUGUAUUCAAAUUUGGAUAGUUCCACUGGAGAAAAUGAAGAUGUCAAAGAUGUUAACUGCUUUGAUGAAGAGCUUUCUGUUGAUCCCAGUAAGCCGCCUCUUCUUGAUCAAAAUAACAGGAUGCCUGGAAUGUCUUUAGCUCAAGUGGAGCAGCAGAACUGUGAAGUGGGAAUUGGGAGUGAUGGAAGAAGGAAUGAACCUUCCCGUAGAUUGCUAUGGCAGUAUAAUAUAGCAGGGGACCCAACUGCUGAACAACCUUUCUCAGGGCAAAGAAAGCCAAGGGACCAAAGGAAGCCUUACGCUCUUGAAGAAAGCCUUUUGGAAGAGGCUCAUAAAAAUGAAGGUGAAAAUCUGACAUUUAGUGCAAGAAGCCCACAUACUGAAAGCAGGCCAGGAAGUGCAACAGCUGAUGAGGCUGCUCAUAAUUUACGUUCCACUGAAGACUGGGCAGGGAGCAAGGUCUGUGACAGAGAAAGACAGUGUUUUGAGAACAAUCAAAGAUGUUAUGCUGGACUUGUGAGUUCAGCCAGGGCAACGGUUCAGAGGCCAUCUGUGCAUUCUCCAUUUAAUAUACCAAACUCCUUAAUACAACCUGCAAACAGAACUGAGGCUGCAAGCAGUGAUGCAGUUGCUGCAGCUUCUGUGCAAGUCACAGAACUUAAUGGAAGCCGAAGGUUCACUGCUCGCAGACAGCUAUCUCCUAUAAGAAUCAGGGAUUCUUUUUCAGCUACUCAGAUUUGUCAGUCCUCAUCACCCACAAUCAGCACUUUUGAAGAUAGCAGCUUUCUUGAGGAUAGUAUAAGCAAUGGUCCUAGCAGCAUAUCUCCAAGCACCACUUCUCAUGAUGAAGACAACUUUCUGAAUUCCCACAGCUCUUCAUCUUCUACAGAGUCUUCUCACCCAUCUCUUUUCCAGGCAAAUUUCACAGCACACCUUCACAUGACUGGUCCUCUGCCUGAUCAAGUACCAAUUUUCCUGACAGUAUCUGAUUUACGAAAUCAGAAUGACUUUGUGAGCAGUACAACUGCUUGCAGUUCACUAAAUGCAAAAGAGAUUAAUAAGCCUGAGAUAGACCCUGAGAAACUGAAAAAAUUGCAAGAGAGUCUCCUGGCAGAAGACUCAGAAGAGGAAGGAGAUCAGUGUCGAAUAUGUCAGAUUCCUGGUGGAUCUGUAGCCAAUCCCCUGCUAGAACCAUGUGGGUGUGGUGGGACUCUUCGGUUUGUUCAUCAGGAAUGUUUAAAGACUUGGUUAAAGGCCAAAAUAAAAUCAGGUGCUGAGCUUGGUGCUGUGAAAACAUGUGAACUCUGUAAACGGAGCCUUACUAUAGAUCUGGAUGAUUUUAAUGUGAAUGACUAUUAUAGGAAUCAUCAGCAGUCUCGGGCCCAGGAUGAACUGAUGAAUUCGGGUCUCUACCUUGUACUGCUGCUUCACCUCUAUGAACAAAGAUUUGCGGAACUCAUGAGAUUAAACUACAACCAAGCCUCAAGAGAUCGCCUCUCAAGACAGCCUAGAACAGAAGAAAAUCAAAUGAGUAUGCCAGAGGUCUUUAAAAUUCAGCUAAUUCUAGCAACACUGGCUAAGAACUAUCAAGAGGGGUUUAAAGAAGAGAACUCUCUAUUAGGAAUCUGACAGAGAGCCCUUUUCCACAUCCUUCCACUUUUACCCUUUUUCUUAGCACCAAGCCACAAUGAGUAUGUACUCCUUUCACAUUCAGUGUCAUGCAUUUAAAUCUAAAGCCUUCUAAGGUUCUGGGUUUUGGCUGUUUAUGUGGUUUGAGUCUUGUAUUUUUUUUUCAAGCCUGACAAUCUUUAUAGAAUCUACACAUGUUAUGAACAGCAACUUGCAAAGGGUAAAACUUCGUAUCUCUCCUGCAGACUGGCUGCCAGCUACUCAGUCAAAAUGUAAGCAACAGCUGGGGUUUUGUGUGCAUGUGUUCAUCGUGUGUGUUUUAGUGAUGUAAGCAAACUGUUUGAGAGGCCAAAUUGGAUAACUAUUUUGCCACACUUUUUCAAGAAUCCUACAUUGUGCCUGACUUGCAUUUCUGAGUCUGGAGGUUCUUACAGCUCAAGAAUUGUUUUGUCUGUUGAAACUACCAACCUUGUUACAGGAUAUUCCAUAGCACACAAACGCAAAUGUAUUUAUAUGCUGUUGUAUGAUCAGCUUUUAUAACAUUGCUCCCUUCCCUUAAGAUUAAAAUAAAAAAAACAAAUAA